Nelumbo nucifera (sacred lotus) is the source of this 2827-nucleotide messenger RNA. RefSeq lists its product as uncharacterized. The record is from RefSeq and is a predicted model, not a curated record. Lineage: Eukaryota; Viridiplantae; Streptophyta; Magnoliopsida; Proteales; Nelumbonaceae.
GGGCAAAGCAGAUGCCCAAGUCCCCUUAUUCGGUUAUUCCUUCGACGCGUUGUUUGACCUCCUCUGAUCCUCUCCUCUCAUAUCCGUAUUUACCGUUACCAUUAACUAACGGUGACGGCGAUUUUACAAACGGCUCUACCUUGUAAGGACCAAGGAGGCAAGGACUAUGUACUUCGGUGUUACCAACUUACCUGGUGUAGGUUUGUACUUUGUUUAAACAGAAUCCGUUAUCGUUCCUCUCUCUCUCUCUCUCUUUCUGCUUGUUUUGACGGAAGUCACGGAACAACUGGGUGAAGAAGAUGAGUAUCGCUUGUGAAGGUCUCUGUUGCAAGGGAUUCACAUCCUAUAUGAAAAGGUAAUCUUUGAAGAUCCUUUUAGUUUCGUUUGGGCGUCUGGGUUUCUUUUUCUCUUUUCUAGGGUUAGGGUUUCUAGAUUUUUAGGCUCGUCCCCUGAAAAUCUUCAUCUUGAUGGAUUCAAUUCCCGUGAUAUCAUAUUUGUCUCCUGUUUUCGACCAAUUUCAGGAUAUUCUGGGUUUGCGAUUUGAUUUGAUUUAAUUUUGUUUUGAUGUCCUUGUUCAACCUCUCUGGGAUUUUCUUAGUUAGGGAUUUUGAUUCUGGUGUUACCUCUGUAUCUUAAUGUCGUUCUUUUGGGUUCCUGGUGAAAUUGAUUGAUGAAUUUGGGGUUUGUUUUGUGUCUUCCUUCUGUAAUUGAUCUAUGAAUUAUGAGAUGCCAUAGUUGACUCGGGUGGACUGAGAAAUUCCACCCAACCAGCUUUGAAAACAAAAAAGAAACCCUAGAACAGAUAAAGGGGGGAAAUGGGAGAAACUCUCCUCACAACCCUAUCCAUGGAGAAUCAUCACCCGUCGACUCUCCUGUCCAUGGAUUCAAGUUCCAACUCGCACGAUGAAUCGGAACGCGAGAUGAAUCGGCAGAUAAUCCUCUCUCGCCCGCCCGAUAUCAAUCUCCCACUGUCGGCCGAAAGGAGCCCACCUCCCCAGCCGUGGAACGGGGACGCAUGUGAUAUCCUAGAUGUCGGUCUUGGGUCUCAGAUCUAUGAGACAGAGGCCCUCCUUCAUCUCCCUAAGACUGGGCGGAAAUGUGCCAAGCGGGUUGAUACCAUCUGGGGCGCCUGGUUUUUCUUCACUUUCUACUUCAAGCCUGUUCUGAAUGAGAAAUCUAAGGGGAAGAUUACCCGGGACAGCAAUGGGGUUUCUGGGUUUGAUAAGUUGGACCUCCAGCUUGAUGUUUUCUUGGUUCAGCAUGAUAUGGAGAACAUGUACAUGUGGGUCUUCAAAGAAAGGCCUGAGAAUGCUCUCGGUAAGAUGCAGCUACGGAGUUACAUGAAUGGGCACUCCCGCCAAGGGGAGCGGCCCUUUCCAUUCAGCGUGGACAAGGGCUUCGUCCGAUCCCACAGGAUGCAGAGGAAGCAUUACAGGGGCCUCUCAAACCCCCAAUGCGUGCAUGGUAUUGAGGUUGUCCGGUCGCCAAAUCUCAUGGGUCUUGAUGAGGAAGAGCGGAAAAGAUGGAUGGAGCUGACAGGACGGGAUUUGAACUUCUCCAUCCCACCUGAAGCAAGUGAUUUUGCUGCCUGGAGGAACCUCCCAAACACAGAUUUCGAGCUUGAGAGGCCCCCUCCUCCAAUAAAGAGUAACACACACUCCCACCCAAGGAGAUUGCUUAAUGGAUCUGGUUUGAAUUUGUCAACUCAACCAUCUAACCAUGUCAAUGGUGAUGGUAUGGACCUUUCGCCUGUUAGCAACAAGAGGAGGAAGGACUUUUUCCCACAUGGGAUUGAUGACGAUUGUUGUUUGCCUAUUAAUUCGCAUUCUGAGCGAGUUCCAGACAUGGAGAUGCACCCAUUUGAGCCACUAUGGUUGAACGAUUUUAGUGGUGUAAUGAGGAAUAUACAUGGCCCUGUUACAGCUGCAAAAACCAUUUAUGAGAAUGAAGAAGGGUAUUUGAUCAUCGUCAGUGUGCCUUUUGCUGAUCUUCAAAGGGUGAAAGUUUCUUGGAGAAACACACUCACUCAUGGGGUUGUAAAGAUAUCUUGUGUGAGCACAGCCCGCAUGCCAUUCAUCAAGAGACAUGAUAGGACGUUCAAGCUUACUGAUCCAUCUCCUGAGCACUGCCCUCCUGGAGAGUUCAUAAGGGAAAUCCCACUUGCAGCUCGUAUUCCAGAAGAUGCAACACUAGAAGCAUACUAUGAUGAGACAGGAACAGUGCUAGAGAUUUUAGUGCCAAAGCACCGUGUGGGACCAGAAGAACAUGAGGUUCGAGUGUGCCUUCGUCCUCACCUUGGAGCCAACGAGCUACUAUUGACUUGAAAGAAUAAUUGAUUUGAGAAAUGUAAGGGUGGAUACCAUGGCCAGUUUUCUUUAUUUGCUAACUUUGUACCAUAAAUGAAAUCUAAGAAGGAAAAUAGUUCAACUUUAUUGGGCACUCUCUUGCAACUAUGGGAUUGUUCUGGAGCCUCAAACUUGAAGUUAUAAAGUUGGUGGUUUUUGCAGACCCUGGGUGUACUAGUGUCUGAAAGAUGUUCUAUCAGACUAAAUUAUCUCCUAAGCAUGAUGGAGAAAUAUUGUAUAGACAUUCAUCAUGGUUAUGUCAUGUGGAAGUGUCUUUUAGUGCUGCGAUUCGAUGAAAUUGUUCUCUUUGGAAUAAAUAAACAGUGAAUAUGACUAUAGGCAUUAAUUUCUUUUUGCAUGUUUGAUUCUUCAAGGGGUAGGUGCUGUCUAUUUUUUCAAGUACCUAUGGAUGUGUAGGUGAAGUUUAUUGUUUCCAUUGGAACUGGUAUUUUCUAAUGUGUUCAGCAGUGGGUUUUAGUAAA